AUAGGAUAGAAAGAAAGAAGGAAGAAGAAGAAGAAGAAGAAGAAGAAGAAGAAGAAGAAGUCGUAGUAUAUAAACCCCCUAACAAUCCCUCCCUUUCCCCACUCCCCAGCUCUCUCUUCUCUCUCAAAAAAAGGCAUUAAAAUCGCAACAAACACAUCAACAAAAAAUUUCAAUUCCACUCUCACUUCUUCUUCCUCUUCUUCUCUAAAACCCUAAUCAUCCAUCUCAUUCUUCCUCCUUUUUCUCCAAAUCAUCUCUUCAAAUUCCCGAUUCCAUUUCCAUACUUCCUCCUCUCAAGAUCCGCACCUCUUUCUUCCAAUUCUUGAUUUCCGGAGUCCUCCUCUUCUCGUUGAACUCUGGCGGUUUUCGUCUUCUUGUAAAUGGCGGAUCCGCCGGGAAUCCGCUUUCUUGAUGCCUUUUCUGGUUUUUGUGAAGCUGCGACUGUUUUCGGUUUUUCUUCUAUGCCGCGUUGUGUCGAUUGACGAGAGUAAAGUAUGCUGAGCGUGGUACGCGUGCACCUGCCUUCUGAUAUUCCUAUUGUAGGCUGCGAACUUACGCCCUACGUUCUCCAUCGCCGCCCCGAUAAGAAUAUCAGUACUGACGAUGUAUCUGAGUCGGCUCCUCUUGAUGGUCAAUUUCUGAGAUACAGAUGGUAUCGCUUACAAAGUGAUAAAAAAGUUGCUGUUUGUAGUGUACAUCCUUCUGAGGCAGCCACUUUGCAAUGUUUAGGUUGUGUUAAAGCCAAAAUCCCUGCUUUUAAAAGUUAUCACUGCACCACCAAAUGCUUCUCAGAUUCUUGGCAGCAUCAUCGUGUCCUACAUGACCGUGCUGCAAGUGCUAUGAAUGAAAAUGGUAAUGAAGAGGAAGAGUUAUUUGGACGUUAUAAUAAUAACAAUAACAACAAUUCUGCAGCCGUUACACAAAAGACAGGCGUGGAAACUUGGUUAGAAGUAGGACGAUAUAAGAGUUACACACCAACUGCUGAAGAUAUUGGCCAGGUCCUCAAGUUUGAAUGUGCUGUUGUGGAUGUGGAAACGAUGUUACCUGUGGCAUCUCCACUUACUGUAUUAACUUCUCGUGUCAUUCCAGCUCCAUCCCCUAGUCCACGUCGAGUAAUACCUGUUAAUGGGGUAGAUGUGAUGGGAAAGCUGGAUUUGGAUGGUCGAGUAUCAUCUUCAGGAACGUUUACUGUGCUUUCCUACAAUAUUUUGGCUGAUGUAUAUGCCACAAAUGAAGCGUUCAGUUAUUGCCCUUCAUGGGCCCUUUCAUGGCCAUAUCGCCGGCAAAAUCUGCUUCGGGAAAUAGUUGGUUAUCGUGCAGAUAUAAUUUGUCUUCAGGAGGUUCAGAGCGAUCACUUUGUGGAAUUUUUUGCUCCUGAACUUGACAAACAUGGUUAUCAGGCACUUUAUAAGAGAAAAACCAACGAGGUCUACAAUGGGAAUAUUCAAACUAUUGAUGGCUGUGCAACAUUUUUCCGUAGAGAUAGAUUUGCACAUGUCAAAAAAUAUGAGGUUGAGUUCAACAAAGCUGCACAAUCUUUAACUGAUCCAGCGACUAUUCUAACUGCUCAAAAGAGAAAUGCUUUAAACAGAUUAAUCAAGGAUGAUGUUGCACUUAUCGUAGUUCUUGAAUCAAAAUUCAGCACACCAACGGUUGACAAUCCAGGAAAGAGGCAGCUUGUUUGUGUGGCUAAUACGCAUAUUAAUGGGAACCAAGAUUUAAAAGAUGUCAAGCUCUGGCAGGUGCAUACUCUAUUGAAAGGUCUGGAGAAAAUAGCCGUGAGUGCAGAUAUUCCAAUGUUGGUCUGUGGGGAUUUUAAUUCUGUCCCUGGAAGUGCUCCACAUCAUCUUCUUGCUAGGGGGAAGGUAGAACCAACACAUCCAGAUUUAGCUGUAGAUCCUCUUAAUCUAUGUCAACCACAUAGCAAAUUGUCACAUCAGCUACCUCUGGUUAGUGCUUACUCAUCCUUCGCAAUAAAGGGCGUUGGCAUCGGUUUAGAUAAGCAGAGGAAAAGACUGGAUCCUACAACAAAUGAACCCUUAUUUACAAAUUGUACUAGAGAUUUUAUCGGAACUCUGGACUACAUUUUCUACACAGCGGACACUUUAACAGUGGAGUCUUUGUUAGAGCUGUUGGAUGAGGAAAGCUUGAGGAAAGAUACAGCCCUUCCAUCUCCAGUGUGGUCCUCCGAUCAUAUAGCACUUCUUGCCGAGUUCCGGUGCAAAUCUCGGCCUAGACGUUAACCAAAAUAGUGCAGUUGUUCUUCAGGUGUGUGUGUGUGGAAGAAAAGCACGAAAGCCAGCAGCAAAGAAAGGGAAGGAAAAAGGGAUGGUAAAAAAUCUAUUAAGAAAUGGUGUUUGGAUCAAAUUGUUAUCUCCAAGCGGGUGAGAGAGAGAGAGAGAGAGAGAUCGAUCAUUCCCUCACUAUGAUGAGAUCUGCUUUUGUAUUUCUGGUACCUUCCUUCUUCUCCAUAGUAAAAGUUUUUUUAAUCUUUCAAUGCCUUAAAA
Cucumis melo (muskmelon) is the source of this 2507-nucleotide messenger RNA. Its product is annotated as carbon catabolite repressor protein 4 homolog 1-like. The transcript has 12 exons. Gene Ontology annotation, cellular component: nucleus; cytoplasm; CCR4-NOT complex. Gene Ontology annotation, biological process: nuclear-transcribed mRNA poly(A) tail shortening. Gene Ontology annotation, molecular function: poly(A)-specific ribonuclease activity. The record is from RefSeq and is a predicted model, not a curated record. Lineage: Eukaryota; Viridiplantae; Streptophyta; Magnoliopsida; Cucurbitales; Cucurbitaceae. The coding region runs from base 495 to 2243 and encodes 582 amino acids.